Molecule: messenger RNA, 2334 nt
Organism: Molossus molossus (Pallas's mastiff bat)
Lineage: Eukaryota; Metazoa; Chordata; Mammalia; Chiroptera; Molossidae
Gene: ARMC9
Product: armadillo repeat containing 9
Exons: 22
Coding region: 105-2285 (726 amino acids)
Biological process (GO): cilium assembly
Cellular component (GO): ciliary tip; ciliary basal body; centriole
Molecular function (GO): protein binding
Source: RefSeq, a predicted model, not a curated record
GCCAGGGCGACGGCUGGAGAGUGGCGGCCGGGCCGGGUAGGCGCGGGUCCCAGCGGCAGAGCAGCAGAGAUUUUUGCUGUGAGAAUUAACAGUAACCUUUCAAUAUGGGGGAUAUUCUGGCUCACGAAUCCGAAUUACUUGGACUAGUGAAAGAGUAUCUAGAUUUUGCUGAAUUUGAAGACACCUUGAAAACAUUUUUGAAAGAAUGCCAAAUGAAGGGAAAACCAUUACCUAAGACAUCAGGUGGCUCUUUAAGGGUCUCCAAAUCAUUGACAAUCCAGAGGGACCUCCUUGCUGCGUUUGACAGCGGAGACCAGAAGGUGUUCUUCGAUCUGUGGGAAGAGCACAUCCCCAGUUCCAUCCGAGAUGGGGACUCCCUUGCCCAGAAGUUGGAAUUCUAUCUUCACAUCCAUUUUGCCAUCUAUCUUCUGAAACACUCCGUGCAGAGACCUGACAAAGAGGAACUGAGUGAGAGGAUUUCUUAUUUCAAAACCUACCUGGAGAGCAAAGGGGCAGCACUGAGCCAGACCACAGAGUUCCUCCCAUUCUAUGCUCUGCCUUUUGUUCCCAACCCGAUGGUGCACCCGUCAUUUAAAGAGCUCUUUCAGGAUUCUUGGACUCCAGAAUUGAAGUUGAAGUUGGAAAAGUUUCUAGCUUUAAUGUUUAAAGCCAGUAAUACGCCAAAGCUUUUGACAUUGUAUAAGGAGAAUGGACAGAGUCACAAAGAAACGUUGCAGCAGCUCCACCAGCAGCUGGUAGAAGCUGAGCGGAGGGCGAUGACGUACCUGAAACGGUACAACAAGACCCAGGUGGACUACCACACGCUCAUCGGCGUCACGGCGGAGCUGGUGGACUCCCUGGAGGCCACGGUCAGUGGCAAGAUGAUCACUCCCGAGUACCUGCAGAGCGUCUGCGUCCGCCUCUUCAGCAACCAGAUGCGGCAGAGCCUGGCGCACAGCGUGGACUUCACGAGGCCCGGGACGGCUUCAACCAUGUUAAGAGCCUCCUUGGCACCCAUGAAAUUGAAGGACGUCCCAUUGCUGCCCUCCUUGGAUUACGAGAAACUGAAGAAGGAUUUGGUUUUGGGGAGCGACCGCCUGAAAGCUUUCCUGCUGCAGGCUCUGCGCUGGCGCUUGACCACAUCCCACCCUGGAGAGCAGAGGGACACCGUUCUGCAAGCCUACAUCAGCAACGACCUCCUGGACUGCCACAGCCAGAGCCAGAGGACCGUGCUGCAGCUGCUGCACGGGAGGAGCGACGUAGUGCGUCAGUACAUGGCCAGGCUCAUCAAUGCCAUCGCAUCCCUGGCAGAAGGUCGCCUCUACCUCGCCCAGAGCACGGAGGUGCUGCGGAUGCUGGAGGAAAGGCUGAAGGAGGAAGACAAGGACAUCAUCGCCCGGGAGAAUGUGCUCGGGGCCUUGCAGAAGUUCAGCCUCAGGCGCCCGCUGCAGACGGCCAUGAUUCGGGACGGCCUUAUCUUCUGGCUGAUCCACCUUCUGAAGGAGCCCGACUGCCUGUCCGACUACACGCUGGAGUACUCGGUGGCGCUGCUCAUGAACCUCUGCCUCCGGAGCGCAGGGAAGCGCGUGUGUGCCACGAUGGCAGGCCUGGUGCUGAAAGUUCUCUCGGAUCUGCUCGGCCACGAAAACCACGAGAUACAGCCAUACGUGAAUGGAGCACUCUACAGCAUCCUCUCUAUCCCAUCCGUCCGGGAGGAAGCAAGAGCCAUGGGGAUGGAAGACAUCCUUCGCUGCUUCAUGAAAGAAGGCAACGCUGAGAUGACCCGCCAGAUCGAAUUCAUCAUCAAGCAGCUUAAUUCAGAAGAGCUCCCGGGUGGUGGUCUUGACUCUGAUGAUGAUGACGAUGAAGAUGAGGAGGAGGACCAUGACACCAUGGAAGCCGAUCUGGACAAAGACGAGCUGAUCCAGCCCCAGCUGGGCGAACUCUCAGGCGAGAAGCUACUGACCACCGAGUACUUGGGCAUCAUGACCAACACGGGGAAGCCGAGGCGGAGGGGGCUGGCCAGCGUGCAGCGGGGCGGCGACGAGCCCCUGCGCCGGCCUGUCACCCCCGGCGGCCACAGGAAUGGGUGCCCAGUGUGGGAAGACCAUCCGGUUUCUCCCCAGACAUCCCAACGUGCCGGAGACGGCUGCCAUCGGUCCCCGCGGAACACCCACCGUCCAGGCUGCGAGGGGGGCGAGCCCCGUGCUUCGGAACCUGGCGUCUCGACAUCAUGUGAGAAGCCUGGCAGCGUGCAGGGGCAGCUCAGGGCUGCUGAUUCCUAACACGCGUUUUUCAGAUGCCAGAAAAAAUAUAUAUGCGUUGCAUCAGAAA